Ochotona princeps (American pika) is the source of this 1482-nucleotide messenger RNA. It is a transcript of the gene NDUFAF7, whose product is annotated as NADH:ubiquinone oxidoreductase complex assembly factor 7. Lineage: Eukaryota; Metazoa; Chordata; Mammalia; Lagomorpha; Ochotonidae. Gene Ontology annotation, cellular component: mitochondrion. Gene Ontology annotation, molecular function: protein-arginine omega-N symmetric methyltransferase activity. Bases 89 to 1417 code for a protein of 442 amino acids. The transcript has 10 exons. Gene Ontology annotation, biological process: mitochondrial respiratory chain complex I assembly. The record is from RefSeq and is a predicted model, not a curated record.
ACGCACUUCCGGUAGGGGCGUGUUCUCUUCCGGAAAUGGCUGCGACCUCCAGCCCCGGGUCGGUGCGUAGCGACCCGUGAAGCUCGGCAUGAGCGUCCUGGUGAGGUCCCGCGUGGGCUCGCUGGGCGCCGUGGCGCGCGCGGUCAUCCCCUGCCUUUGGAGAGGACAGUGCUUCAGCUCCGGGAAUGAGCCGGCAGAAAGCAGCCCGGCGACGCCGUUGCUGCGGCACCUCGUGUAUAAAAUCAAGUCCACCGGCCCCAUCACCGUGGCCGAGUACAUGAAGGAGGUGUUGACCAACCCAGCCAAGGGAUAUUAUGUGCACCGCGACAUGCUAGGAGAAAAAGGUGAUUUUGUUACUUCACCUGAAAUAAGUCAGAUCUUUGGGGAGCUACUAGGGAUAUGGUUCAUUAGUGAGUGGAUGGCCACUGGAAAAAAUGCAGCUUUCCAACUGGUGGAGCUGGGCCCUGGUAGGGGAACCCUCGUGGGAGAUGUUUUGAGGGUGUUCAGUCAGCUUGGAUCUGUGCUGAGAAACUGUGACAUAUCCAUACAUCUGGUGGAGGUGAGCCAAAAAUUGAGUGAGAUUCAAGCACUGACGCUGACUGGAGACAAGGCCCCGUCAGAGCGCAGUGCCGACUCCCCGGUGUACAUGAAAGGGCUUUCUAAGUCUGGGAUUCCAAUUUCCUGGUACCGAAACCUGCACGAUGUGCCAAAAGGGUACAGCUUUUAUCUUGCACACGAGUUCUUCGAUGUUCUUCCUGUGCAUAAGUUUCAGAAAACACCCCAAGGAUGGCGAGAAGUGCUCAUCGAUAUCGACCCACAAGAGUGUGAUAAACUGAGGUUCGUUUUGGCGCCCUGUGCCACCCCGGCUGAAGCCUUCAUACACUGUGAUGAAGUAAGGGAUCAUGUGGAAGUGUGUCCCGAGGCUGGUGUUGUUAUUCAGGAACUUUCCCAACGCAUCGCCCUGACUGGAGGUGCCGCGCUGAUUGCAGAUUAUGGCCACGAUGGAACAAAGACAGACACCUUCAGAGGAUUUUGUGGACAUAAACUUCACGAUGUCUUAACUGCUCCAGGAACAGCAGACCUCACAGCUGACGUGGACUUUAGUUACUUACGCAGGGUGGCGCAGGCACAAGUAGCCUCUCUCGGGCCAAUAAAACAACAAACGUUUUUAAAAAACAUGGGCAUUGAUGUUCGGCUGAAGAUUCUUUUAGAUAAAUCCCAUGAGUCAUCAGUUAAGCAGCACUUACUUCAGGGGUAUGAUAUGCUGAUGAACCCUAAGAAGAUGGGAGACAGAUUUCACUUUUUUGCACUAUUGCCUCAUCAGAGGGUGCAUGGCGGAAAUCACCAGACGGAGGCUCGGCCACCAAAGCCCUCCGUGUCGCCGGUGGCUGGGUUUGCUGAACUUACUUGGCGUUGAUACUUACCUGGCCUUUUACUCUGUCUGCCCAAGAAAUCAAAAUAAAGGGAACCCAUUGCAUAGUC